UCGCAUCUGCCGGACUUCCCCACUUUCACCUGCUCAAAAUAUGUCAAAAUGUCAAAAAUUACCUAAUAACAAAAAUAGUUGGGAAAACAUCUGGAAAAGUGUUGUGAAAAAUUAACCGCCUGCACGUUGGCCCCGUCUGCGAAGCGCCCCCUUCCAAUGUCAUGUUUCUCCGCGGAAUUGACUGAAUUAUCGCAAAAUGCUUCAAUCCAAAUGUCGGCAUUCGAGUGCCCUACCUUUAGAAACGUGCUCGUUUUGCAACUCAUCCUCCCCCGAAAGCCUGCUCGAUAUUUGCUUCAACUACAUCAACAACAACCUGGACACGAUAUGUGUCUCCUGCAAGAUCACAGGCCGGUUGCGCCUCAAAGAAGGGGUGCAUUUACCCGUCGAGAUCUGCGAGAAGUUCCUCAACGUGCGGUCGAAUAGCCUCGUGAGAGUCAACUCGAACUUCAUCCACAUAUUCAGGGACAGGCAAAGUACGAGGCUCAAGCGGGUGCGUUUACGGGACAUUGACAUCACAGACAGGGACCUGGAGGUGCUGCUAAGGCACCGCCUGUCCGAACUCGACGUUUCGUACGUCCCCAACCUCUCCUCAGGCUGCAUCAAGCACUUGACCGAGUACGGCACCCUGCUCACUUCUCUAACAAUCGGCGAAGAAACGGAGAUUUUCCCGACGAAAAUCUUCGGCAAAUUGAAAUUCACCGAGGAACAUUACGACCGCGGGUUUAUUUUCUUGGCCCCCAAUCUCAAAAAACUGACCCUGAAGCGCUUAAACGCCCUCCAGCCGGACUUUUUCGUCUUGUUGUUGCGGCAUUUCUCCGCUUUGACCCACUUGGAUUUGUCGGGUUGUAGCGACUUGGGGGGGUUUGAGUACACGGAACAUUUAGUGAAUUUGACCUCGCUGGUGCUGUACAAUGUGACGGGGUUGGAAAAUAUGGUCCCGGCGAUUUGUAAAUUGAAGUCGCUGCGACACCUCGAUAUUUCGCAGUCGAGGGAAGAGAACGGGAGGUAUGAGAAUGGGGGGCAGAUUCUGACGACGAUUGUUAAUAAUUUGCCCAAAUUGACAUCGCUUGAUAUCUCGGGGACGAAUUUGGCGGGCCGGGGGGUGGCUGAUGUGGCCUCAGGGCCUGUGGCGUCCGAUAUUCCAGCGCUGAGUUCGAGGAUGAAUAACCCGUUUCAGUAUUUGGGGCUGUAUGAGACCUCGCAUGAUGCCUGUCUCAGGCACGAUAUUCCAGCGAAAUUGAUUGCUGGAAACGCGAACGAAGAGCAAAUUUUAGUCGCAGCAUUAGCUUUUCUCGACCGCACUGACAUGCUCCAAAAAGUCCUCAACGAGCUUUUCCAUCUGUUACGUUUCGAAAGUUGUGCCUACGUUGGUCAAGCUUUAAACAUAGUUUUGGACGCAAUGAAUCGGCAUUUAACCGAAAGACACGUACAAAUUUCGGGCAGUGCCACACUUUUUUACAUUGUCAAAGGUACAGGAAAACAACUUCAUGACGCUGUUAGGGUAAAAAGACGAAUAAUUACGGCUUUAUUGAACGGAAUGAGUGUGCAUAGGACGGACGAAACGAUGAUGAGGAACGGGUGCUUGACGUUGUGUCAGUUUAAGAUUCCUUCGGAUGUGCUUUUUGAUUACGAACGAUUGGUCGAUAUUCUGCUCCAUUCGGUUCAUGGAAUGGCACAAGAGAGUUUCGUCCAAAGGAUAGGAAUUUAUCUUUUAAAUUCUCUAGCUUGUCAAGUCGAUAGGCAACAAAAAGCGAAAUUAGGAGAACUUGGAGCUAUUGAUAAAAUGAUUUGGUUGAUUGCUGAUAGACUGGAAAGAGGACACUGUGAUGAUGUUUUAGAGGUGGCUUGGUCAACUAUGUGGAACGUCACCGAUGAAACGCCUUCUAAUUGUAGAAAAUUUUUAGAAAUCAAAGGAAUGGAGUAUUUCUUGCAGUGUCUCGAGAAAUUCCCCAACAAAGACGAACUUCUUCGAAACAUGAUGGGUCUCUUAGGCAACGUGGCCGAAGUUCGUGAAUUGCGCCACUUUCUUGUCACUUCCAAAUAUCUAACAGUUUUUUCGGACCUUUUGGAUUCGAGAAGUGACGGAAUCGAAGUGAGUUACAACGCUGCCGGUGUCAUAUCGCAUAUUGCAUCAGAUGGGCCCGAUGUUUGGCUCGUUUUUCAACCAACAAGAGCUUACGUUUUGAAUAAAAUGGUGCGAGCUAUAGACCGGUGGGAUUUGAAUUCGCAAAGGAAUAUCAAUUAUCGGUCGUUUGAGCCGAUUUUGUAUCUGGUCAAAGUGUAUCACACGCCAGAGUGCCAGAAAUGGGCCGUGUGGGCGCUGGCCAACAUGACCAAAGUUUAUCCUGAAAAGUACUGCUCCUUGAUCGAGAAAGAGGGCGGUUUGGAGUUGCUCCAGGAGUUGAUCGAACAUCCAUCUCCUCCAGCUCCUGUGAAGAACUUAGCCCAUUUGGUGAUUGAAAAUUGCCGGAGGUACAAGGAGCAGGAGUGGACGAACUUGGAGGCUCAAGUGGAGGUGCAGCUCGACGGUUAAUUUGUUAUAUUAUUUAUGUUUACUUUAUUAAUACUUCGGAACGAUGGAAAUUCCUUUGUGAUUGAUUGCGUUGAUUAUAUAAUUUUAUUUUUUUAUUUUCUUCAAGGGUAAUCGUAACCACAUUUAUUGCGCAUGUGUGGACUGUUAGUUAAACUAAUUGCUACUGUACAUAAUUUAUUUCCAAUAUGAUGUAUUAAAUGGGUUAGCCUUACUCUGUGGAAUUAGUUUCUCUAUUUUAUCAUGACAUUAUUAUUAUUAUGUUAUUUAUGCCAUUUAAUUAUAUUUUAUUUAUCUAAGUCUAGGUUUUUUACCUGUCCUAUUAUCACCCGUUUGUAAGCGGAAGUCGAUGGUGGCACUUUUCGGCGAAUUUGUUACAGCUUGAAUAAAUAAUUUAAUAAA
Molecule: messenger RNA, 2932 nt
Organism: Tribolium castaneum (red flour beetle)
Lineage: Eukaryota; Metazoa; Arthropoda; Insecta; Coleoptera; Tenebrionidae
Exons: 8
Coding region: 197-2533 (778 amino acids)
Cellular component (GO): Cul2-RING ubiquitin ligase complex
Source: RefSeq, a predicted model, not a curated record